UUCAGCCAGCAGCCCCCGAGCCCGAGCCAGUUGUUCCAGUAAAUACGACUUCAAUAAACGAGGGUCUAUUUUACCCUUAUGCCUGAAUAACGGUGCAGCGCGACACGGUCGUUUAGAUCGACUUAUUUUAUGUCAAGAUUAUGGGGUACUGGCGUUAUUCGGCAGUGUAUGUUGUUCUUCUAUCACUUUGUGUCUCAAUCCUCCCUUUCACUCACAUCAACACCAACCUGUGUAAGUGGUGUGAGUACUCCAGCCCUGAGUGUAAGGACAAUGUGUGUUACAGCAACUGUAACCUCUCAUCCUUCUGUAACCGCAGUGAAGAGAUCUGUGUGGCUAUAUGGAGGAAGACCAACGCAAGUUUGAGUGUGCAGACUCUGUGCCAUCAUCCCCAGCAACCACUAGAAAGCAUGGAUGUGACUCUGCUGGCCAACUCUUCAUCCAGACAGUGUGUGAUGAUGCCUCAGCCUUCUGACGAUGGAGUUCUCUUCUUUUGUGGCUGUGUGGGAGACCAUGAGUGCAACGACAAGCUUAUAUUUGACAAAGGCUCCAACGGUUUCUCUAAACUGAAGAGUAAAGAUGUGAUUCCUGUGGUGGUGAUCAGCCUGGUGCCCCCCUUGCUGGUCGCUCUCAUUGCCACCAUGGCCUUCUACCUCUACCGCACACGUCAGUCAGGCAAGCCUGGCAAGCAAUCAAAAGACUGGGUACACAGGUGCAACCCUGGUCCUUACCAGGCUCUGGAGCUUCCUGAGGGUCUGUCACCAGGCCAGGAAGGUGUUAGAGUGAGGGAUGCCUGUCUGGGUAAGCUGUCCACCAUGAGAGAUGAGGUCACCUCUCACAUGUUACCGGUGCACGGCAAUAGCCUGAACCACAAUACAGAAUUACUUCCCCUCCAGCUGGAGGCGCUGGUGGGCAAAGGCCGCUUCGCUGAGGUUUGGCGAGCAAGGCUUCUCCACCGCACCGGUGCAGGCAACCGGUACGAGACGGUGGCUGUCAAAGUGUUCCCGUCAGAGGAGUACGUCUCGUGGCGAAACGAACGCUCCAUCUUCUCUGACGUCCACCUGGAACAUGAGAAUGUGGUGCAGUUCUUGACUUCAGAGGAGCGUGGGCCUCUAGGAUCCGCCCAUCGGCAGUAUUGGCUAGUUAUGGCCUAUCACGGCUUAGGAAACCUUCAGGACUUCCUGUCUGGCGAGGUGCUUAGUUGGGCAGAGCUGUGUGCCAUGGCUAGCUCUGUGGCGCGGGGACUAGCACACCUGCACAGUGACACCACUCCCCAUGGCGUGCCUAAGGUGCCAGUGGCUCACCGUGACCUGAAGAGCAGCAACAUCGUAGUGAAAAGCAGGAGCGAGUGUGCCCUAUGUGACUUUGGCCUGGCACUACGGCUCGACCUCUCUCUCACAGUGGACGACUUUGCCAACAGUGGACAGGUCGGCACGGCUCGUUACAUGGCCCCAGAAGUGUUAGAGUCAAGGGUGAACCUGGAGGACUUGGAGGCAUUUAAACAGAUAGAUGUCUACUCCAUGGCCCUAGUCCUCUGGGAGAUGUCCUCUCGCUGCCAUGUUAUUGGAGAAGUGAAAAGCUAUGAGCCUGCAUUCGGGUCCAAGGUGUGUGACCAGCCAUGUGUGGACAGCAUGAGAGACCUGGUUCUCAGGGACAGAGGCCGGCCUGAUAUCCCCUCCAGCUGGACACAACACCAGGGGAUGGACCUGCUGUGCGCCACGAUCACGGAGUGCUGGGACCACGACCCAGAGGCCCGGUUGACUGCACACUGUGUGGUUGAACGUUUUAACACCCUGGACCUGGAAGAGGCAGAGCAGGUGGAAGCAGAACCAGACAACAGCUGCCAGCAGGAACCUCCGGCCCCUGACCCAACCCCUCCCUCAGCCCCCUGCUCCACACCCACCCCUACCACCACCCCUACCACCACCACCACCCCUACCCCUACCACCACCCCUACCACCACCCCUGGCCCCGACACAGACUCUGGUAUUAUUGAACACCGUCCUCUCCAGACAAACUCAGAGGGAAGUACAGACCCUGAACUGCCAUCCCAGAUCUGAAGAAGCCAGAUCAAAGCAUCUAAACUGACAUACAGACAGGUUCUUGUAUGAUAAACACUGGUAGUGGAUUUGCUGGAAAGGAGCUGGUCUCCAAUCUAUUUCUCUAAAUAAUGGAUUCUUAAGUAAUUGUGGCUAAAUUCUGAAAGAUGUGGCCAUGUACUGGAACACACACUGUGACUCUCUAAUCCAAACUGUGUACCAUGAGAACUUGAGAAUCAGACCAAUCCAAUCAUCUGCUGACUGUCUGUCUGACAAGGGAUGUCUUUCUUUAUAACCAGUCAGACUGAUUUAGGAUGUCAGACAAAAUAAGAUGAAGUCAUUAGGAUCAACUGAUCUCCCUUUAGAACUUAGUCAAGCAAUGUUAAGUUUCUAAUCUCCCUAAUGUCAAGCCAUCUUAUUACUCUCAAAAGGAGGAGCAAUUUCAGCUGGGAAUAACUAGACCAAACUGGAGCACCAAUAUCCCGUCUGUUUCACUGAUUUGAUGAUGUCACAUGAUGAUAAAGUGCCCUAGAUAAUACUAAGGGAUUGUAAACUGGUGCCAUAAAUGUAGUAUAAAAUCACCUUUAUAUAUAAGGUCUGACAGUAUAUGUAUCUUUACUGCAAUUUUGUCAACUUUGUGUAUCCCCUUGUGUUCUUAGAUGGUACAUUAACAUCAACAUUCAAAAACACGUAUCUAUCAGAAGAGAACAGUCAGAAGAGAACAGGAAAAAACAAAGACUUCAAACUCGAGUCUCAGACAUGGUUUAUUUUGAUGCACCAGUAUUUCUUUCUUAUUUUUUUGUCUUAAAAAGCAGCCCUUUUUUUGAAAAUGAACAUACUUGAGAUAUAAAACAAAUACAUAUGUAGUGUAUCAAUUAAAGUUGUUUUCCCAGACUAUGAGCAAAAUAAGAAACCAUGUAUUUCUGCAUAGAAACAUCUUUGGUGUCUGUACAUUAAUGAAAUGUUUGCUUUGCUAGUUCUGAUUCACCAUUUAUUUGAAUCACAUGCCAAUCAAAUAUUUCAAAAUAAUUUCUUAUUAAUCUGUAGCAUCAUGAUCAAUGGGUGACUAAAAUGCAAAAUACAACUUUUGAUUUGUUAGUGCCCUCUACAGGCUGUAUGAACCAAUGACAGUUUAGUGCAGUAUGCUUGUGUACUACAUUAUAUUUUAGAAGGAUCUUUUGACAGUACACCAUGAUAAACCAUCCAAAACUUACAAAAUAAUUAAACCCUGGAAUGUUCCCAGAAACAAACAAAAAAUAUCACCACAGGGAAGCAUAAUCAACCAUCUUUCAUAUCAUUAAGGCCAAUUGUACUUAUUUACUAUAGAAACACUAUAGAAAACAAUUUGUAGAUAAUUGGGAUAUCUUUAGCUGCACUUAGAUAAUAAAUACUUUAGCCUUUACAUGUUACAAUAUCUAACAGAUCUCAGUGUACUUAAAGGGACAUUAUACCCUCAAAUUGUCAAAAGCUGUCACUCGCAGUGCAUGUCAGAGACUAAAAGAUUUAAAAUAAAAUAACCAUAUGGAAUAUGAACACACAA
Molecule: messenger RNA, 3576 nt
Organism: Osmerus eperlanus (European smelt)
Lineage: Eukaryota; Metazoa; Chordata; Actinopteri; Osmeriformes; Osmeridae
Gene: tgfbr2l
Product: transforming growth factor beta receptor-like
Exons: 7
Coding region: 141-2057 (638 amino acids)
Biological process (GO): protein phosphorylation; cellular response to growth factor stimulus; heart development
Cellular component (GO): plasma membrane; signaling receptor complex
Molecular function (GO): metal ion binding; ATP binding; type I transforming growth factor beta receptor binding
Source: RefSeq, a predicted model, not a curated record